Messenger RNA from Fusarium verticillioides 7600, 1218 nucleotides. RefSeq lists its product as hypothetical. NCBI's taxonomy places the organism in Eukaryota, Fungi, Ascomycota, Sordariomycetes, Hypocreales, Nectriaceae. The coding region runs from base 882 to 1193 and encodes 103 amino acids. The transcript has a single exon. The record is from RefSeq and is a predicted model, not a curated record.
CUCUCUCUCUCUCUCUCUCUCUUUACCUUUGAUCUGGCUCGCCGAGAAUAUGGAGAUCGGCCCCCGACACUCCGCUUCACCUCCACAACAUCUCCGAGCCGAUCACUCCCCGCCAUGGGCCGUGGGGACGCAAGGAACGCGGAAUUCCUAAUUAGUCCCUCCUCUGUAACAUCUGGUCUCAUCUUUCGUGGCCCAUAGACCAUCGUGCGUACGUGCGAACUAUCAAAAUGUCGUGGCCACGUCGGUCUGUCGUAUAGUUAUUUGUGUUCACCUGCACCGGCUAAGGAUCAAUCCGGUGCGGUCUGUAUUAGUGGUCAGCAACUGGUCACGCAGCUCUGAGAAAUGAAACCAAAAAGAUAAACUAUAGCCAUCCUUCAUUCCUGAGGCUAACAACCGAGAUUUGUGCCAAGUAUCUCACAUCAUGGCGGUGGUUUCUUGCAUGCAGAACGUCAAGUUUGUCCUUGAUCUCUAGCCGCUGUACGAGAAACACUGAGUAAUCUCACUCGUACUACUCGAUCAAUGCCAUGUCGUCAGAUUCUGCAGUUACACUCAAAAUCACCAGUUGUCGUGCAAGUGUGGCCGUUGGUCACCUCAACUGUUGAUUGACAACUCAUAACUACUCCACCUCAAGAUAGUAUAUCUCCUCACUACACUAUCAACAUCUUCAUCAUGGUGUUACAAUCUGCAUAGUAUCGGCUUUCACUCAUCAAGUUGAAUGAUAUUCUGCAGGUAAACCCAAGGCUCUUUGGCUCCUGUAUUCAUUGCAUUUGGGCAGCUCUGCAGCUGUUCACCUAGCAUGAUAGGCUGAGCCCCACGCAUGCAUAUAUGAUGUAGAGCCAGAUUAUGUAGCUAAUAACGGUUCUUUGGAGACAUAUGCAUGUAUGUGUUGUUACAUGCACCAUAGUCUGGAACAUUCCAACCACUUUGUGUUUGGUAAAGCAGUUUGCUCGAGACUCCGAAGUCGUCGAAAGACUGUGACUCAUAUUUGGCUUGCUAUGAAGUUGUUUCAUUCCCUCCGAGGACGUCCUCAGCUACAUGCCUCCGAGUGGCUUGAUUCUCAUGGUAUGAGGUGCACCUAUGUAAUUAUUAGGAAUCGCGCUGAUGGCAUCAUGCCGUGGUGUAUUACGCGCCUGAGGCUCACUGCGACCGAAGCAGUCCCAUCGACUUCAGGUAUAUAUCAUGGUUUCAUCUAAUUUACACAAUACCUCGACUGAGGAC